Saccostrea cuccullata (small rock oyster) is the source of this 1400-nucleotide messenger RNA. Its product is annotated as receptor-type tyrosine-protein phosphatase T-like. The transcript has 11 exons. The coding region runs from base 1 to 1215 and encodes 404 amino acids. Gene Ontology annotation, biological process: protein dephosphorylation. Lineage: Eukaryota; Metazoa; Mollusca; Bivalvia; Ostreida; Ostreidae. Gene Ontology annotation, molecular function: protein tyrosine phosphatase activity. The record is from RefSeq and is a predicted model, not a curated record.
AUGAGUAGUACCAUUAAUUCUUCAGAAAGCACAACGCUACCGUGUCCAGUAACUGAUGCACCUUCCCAAGAUGAGACUCCGCUGGUAGUGUUCUUGGUCAUAUCUUCUAUUCUAGUUCUUAUUUCUGGGGCUCUGCUACUUCACAAAUUAUGGAGUCUAAGAGUGCUGAGGAAAAGCGAGAUAGACAUGGUUGUGACCUAUGCUUCUGCAGAGGAGGGCUCCAUUAUCGAUCUUCUCCCGGAAAAUCUUAGGAAUGGUAACGUUAUCUAUGAAGAAGAAUUGGGCGAUAAUGAUGUAGAGGAAGAGGAGAAUAUAACAGUAGAGUAUUCGAACCUUCAAUCAAUGAGGAUUUCUGUGGAGGAAUUCAUACGGGGCUUUCCAGAGAAGAAAUCAAACCAUUCCUUGGAAAAGGAGUUUAAAGAUUUGCCUGACGGUUUAUUGGAACCCUACUCAGAGGCUCUGAAACUUGUCAACAGAAAGAAAAAUAGAUAUAAAACCAUCUACCCUUAUGAUCACAGCCGAGUGGUACUGGACAGAACGGACGACCCAGAGAAAUCCGAUUACAUCAACGCUUCCUACAUAGCUGGAUACAAGAAAGAAAAGGCCUACAUAGCAGCACAAGGCCCCUUUACAAUGGAAACUAUAGAAGAUUUUUGGACGCUCAUCUGGCAAACCGAUUGUACUAGGAUCGUAAUGUUAACAAACUUAUAUGAGGGAGAAAAGAUGAAGUGUCUGAGGUACUGGACAGAAGACACAGAAACAGAAAUAGACAUCGGGCCUUAUCACAUCAAACUGGACACAUUGGAUGAAUAUGAUCGCUAUACUAUAAGAUAUCUUAUUGUCUCUAAAGAUAAUGAUGAGGUGAAGCGAGUGACACAGUUCCAUUUCACGACGUGGUCUGAUAACUCCGUUCCAGAGGACUUGGCCUCUCUAAUUUGUUUCCGGAACUUGGUGCGAAAUGGACUGACAACAUCUGAUGGUCCUAUUGUCGUCCAUUGCAGCGCUGGGAUCGGACGUACGGGGACCUUUAUAGCGCUGGACUACAUGUUAGAUGAGGGGACAGUGGAUAAUUACGUCGACGUCAAGUCGUACGUCGCCUCCCUUCGCCAGCAAAGAGCAAAGUGUGUUCAAACAUAUGAACAGUACGUUUUUCUUCAUGAAGCUCUUAUCGAAGGAUUGCAAAAUUCCAGACAAAGUUGUUUAUCAAUAUUGUAAAACAUCAUCAACAUGAAAUGGACAUUAAACUUCAAUAAAAAAAAUUGUAAAAUACAUAUCAAACUGUAAAGACAAAUAAUUAUUCCUGUAGAAAUAUGACUGGGAGUCAUUUAUUCGACGUCCAUAACGACAUUUCAGCUGUAGAAAAAUAUGAAUACAGUAAACAGUUGGUAAAGUUAAAUCAA